Acaulospora morrowiae is the source of this 1168-nucleotide messenger RNA. The record is from the annotation of a GenBank genome assembly. Lineage: Eukaryota; Fungi; Glomeromycota; Glomeromycetes; Diversisporales; Acaulosporaceae.
AUGAAAAUGAUUCCGAUAUGUUUGCUGCUGAUUAUAAGGAAACUACGAAUGAUCGCAAUGAAAAUUAUCAACCUAACAAGUUUAAAGUAAAUGAUGAAUUUGACAUGUUUGCAGAUGAUGAUACAUUCGUUAAUGUUACUUCACCAGAGAACAAAAAAUCCACGAAGUCGAUACCCGAUGUAAAAUCCGUUCCUAUUGUUGUACAUGAACAUGCCACGGGUCUCGUGGAUAACUAUGAUGAUGCCGAUGGGUACUAUCGAGUUCUGCUGGGCGAGAUACUUGAUAAUCGUUAUCACGUGUAUAGUCACCUUGGUAAAGGAGUCUUUAGUUCUGUUGUCAAAGCAAGAGACACCAAGACUGAAGAAGAUGUGGCCAUAAAGAUCAUACGAAAUAACGAUACGAUGUAUCGGGCCGGUAUGAAAGAAUUAAAUAUACUCAAAAGACUAAUGGCAGCUGAUCCUGAAAACAAGAAGCAUGUGAUUCGGCUGUAUAGACAUUUUGAACAUAAGGGUCAUCUGUGUUUGGUAUUUGAAUCAUUAAGUAUGAAUUUGAGAGAAGUAUUGAAAAGAUUUGGUAAGGAUGUUGGCAUAAAUAUAAAAGCUGUUCGUAUCUAUGCUCAGCAACUCUUCUUGUCAUUAUCACUCUUGACAAAAUGCAAUGCAUUACAUGCUGAUAUCAAACCCGACAAUAUAUUGGUAAGCGAAUCCAAGAACACUUUGAAGAUGUGUGAUCUUGGAUCCGCUUCCGAUGCAUCAGAGAAUGAAAUUACUCCCUAUUUAGUCAGUAGAUUUUAUCGAGCUCCCGAGAUUAUCAUCGGGCUGCCUUACGAUUUUGCAUUGGACAUGUGGUCCGUAGGAUGUACCCUUUAUGAACUUUACACGGGAAAAAUUCUCUUUCCAGGUAGAAGUAACAAUCAAAUGUUGAAACUUAUGAUGGAACUUAAAGGCAAGUUUUCCAACAAAACCCUUCGCAAAGGGCAAUUCACAAAACAACAUUUUGAUGAUGAUUUUAAUUUCCUAUAUCAUGAGACGGAUCGGAUAAGCAAUAAGGAGGUAAUUAAGGUUAUUGUCAUAACAAAACCUGUACGUGAUCUUAAAACACGCCUGCUAUCGAAGACUUCACACAUGACUGAUGAAGAAUUGCGCCUCCUGACAAGCUUUGUCGAUCU